This is a messenger RNA of Verticillium nonalfalfae, 3384 nucleotides long. RefSeq lists its product as uncharacterized. The transcript has 12 exons. The coding region runs from base 1 to 3384 and encodes 1127 amino acids. The record is from RefSeq and is a predicted model, not a curated record. Gene Ontology annotation, molecular function: glucan endo-1,3-alpha-glucosidase activity. Gene Ontology annotation, biological process: mating projection tip cell wall disassembly. NCBI's taxonomy places the organism in Eukaryota, Fungi, Ascomycota, Sordariomycetes, Glomerellales, Plectosphaerellaceae.
AUGAUCGGCUGUCGAACUUUUGCUGCGCUGCUGGCUCUGGCUCUCUGGAUAGUGCAGAUCCAGGCCAAGUCGGUUUUCGCGCAUUUCAUGCUGUCUAACACCGCCGGCUUUACCGUGGCAGACUAUCAGCGUGAGAUCGGCCUUGCCCAAGAAGCGCACAUUGAUGGCUUUGCCGUCAACUUCUCCAUGGAUGAGGACACCACCGACGCCAACCUUCCGCUCUUCUUCACUGCUGCUGAAAGUAAGGGCUUCAAGCUUUUCCUAUCGUUUGACUAUGCUGGCAACGGGGCGUGGCCGCAAGGCACUGUCAUAACCAUGAUCAAGAAAUAUGCCGCUUCUUCAGCCUAUUUCCGCCGCGGCUCUCAGCCCCUCGUUUCCACGUUUGAGGGUCCCAAAUCUUCUUCCGACUGGCCCACAAUCAAGAAGGAGACCGGGUGCUUCUUCAUCCCGUCCUGGUCCUCCCUAGGAGCCAAGAAGGCUGUGGCCCUCGGCGUCGCUGAUGGUCUAUUCAGCUGGGCCGCUUGGGCUGAAGGCCCGAACCGUAAGAACACUGAGGUCGACGCCUCCUACCUUGACUUUAUGAAGGGCAUGCCUUACAUGAUGCCGGUCGCCCCUUGGUUCUACACAAACAUGCCGGGCUUUGACAAGAACUGGCUUUGGAGGGGCGACCACACCUGGUUUGAUCGUUGGGCCCAUAUCUGGUACUUGCAACCCGAGUUUGUGCAAAUCAUCUCGUGGAACGAUUAUGGGGAGUCUCAUUACAUCGGUCCUCUGGACGAGAGGCAAUACUCUGCCUUUGCUGCCAACAGAGGCAAUUCGCCUUUCAACUAUGUUCGGGAUAUGCCCCAUGACGGAUGGCGUGAUAUGCUGCCUUAUGUCAUCGACACAUACAAGAACAACAUCUCGACGGUGUCUCGUGAGACGUUGACUACUUGGUACCGGUUGAACCCAGGCUCGGCUUGCUCGAGUGGCGGAACCACAGGAAACACAGCCUCCCAGCAUCAGACGGUGUACUCUCCCGCUGAACUUUCGGAGGACCGCAUCUUCUAUUCAGCCCUGCUGGGCUCCAACGCGGCAGCGACAAUCUCCAUCAGUGGCAAGGCGCAGCCCCAAUGGGCCUGGGACUCCAUUCCCGACGGAGGCGUCGGUAUCUACCACGGCAGUGUGCCUUUCAACGGCGCCACAGGCGAGGUGGUCGUGACCCUGUCGAGGGGCGGCCUCUCAGUGAAGGGCCCUGCCAUCACAACGGACUGCUCCAAGAACGCUGGCCUCAGCAACUGGAACGCCUGGGUCGGCAGUUCCAGAGGCGCAGCGGUCUCUGUGACGCCGCCGCGCUCGCUCGGUGACCAAGUUUGCGUCGCCGGCACGGGAGUGAAAGAUUUCGGGGCUGCUCACGAGAAUUUCGAGGGCAUCUGCUCCUUUGCUUGCAACUAUGGCUACUGUCCUCGCGGACCCUGUACUUGUACCAAGAUGGGCCUCAAGGUGACCGAGCCCAAGUCCCUCAACAUUGAUGCUUGGCCUGCCGCUGGAAUGACUUGCACGUACGAGGGACUUUGCUCUUUCGCAUGCAACCACAACUAUUGUCCUACUGGAGUAUGCACGAAAGACGCAUCGCUCAAGGGCAAAUGCGUCAUUCCCCAGCCUAUCCCGGAGCCAGCAGAGCCAGAGCCCGAGGUGCCGGUAACUCAGCAAAGAUGCGUAUCCGGAACUGGACAAGGAAACUUCGGGGGCCUGUGUGACUUUAGCUGUGGCCGCGGAUACUGCCCCUCCCCGUGCACAUGCUCCACCAAGGGCCGCAUGGUCCAGCCCCCUGCAAGCAAACCUCUUGGCUACCCGCUGGCGAACCUUGGAUCUGAGUACAUUGGUCUCUGCGCUUUUGCUUGUUCACGAGGAUACUGUCCUCCGUCAGCUUGCACGCAGACUCGGCCUGCUGUCCCAGGAGGCAUCUUUAAGGAGACGCCGCUUGACGAUGACGGCAAGGUGAAGGACAUGGCAGCUUGCAAAGCAGCCAAUUCUGGCCUCCCGUGGAAAUGCUAUAGGAAAGACUGUGGUAUCGCUGGAAACAUCGGCAUCGACCCUUGGAAGAGGUGGGACGCAGUUAUGGCACAAAUGACCCUCGAAGACAUGAUGGCAUGGUGGGAGCUAAUCACCAGAAUUCGCAACAACGGCAACCCCGAUAUCAUCCCCCGGUGGUUGACCAACAUGCCUGUCGCCGUCGGCUGGAUGUGGGGAACCGAUCAUGACCCGAGCCAGGCCACAGAGUUACCAGAGGACUAUUCGUGCGACAAACUCGGCAAGAGUGGUUGCAAUGCCAUCAGCUGUCAGACCCUCACGUACUCGUCCGUAGCUAUGGUCGAGCUCGCCUUUGGAAACCUCAACGCAUUCUACCAAAAGUAUUACGAUGCUGUUGUCGAAGUUGAGAACUCCAUCACGAGCAACGCAAAGGACAUGGCAGCCAAAUUUGUGCGGCCACAGACCGGAAACUGGCUUGGCACGUUGAAAGUUAUCCUGGGUUCUUUCGACACCAUAUUCGCAUUCACAGGUGCUGGAAUUUGGGAGAAGGUGAGGACUUUCACGUAUUCUGUUCUGGACACAGAUCAGUUCUCCAAGUGGACGACUGCCAACGAUAAAGCAACAAGCGCACGCGACAGUAUAGGCAGCGCUAUCAGCGCGUAUGAGUUCAUGGGAGGCAAUGUUUCAGACUCUGAGCAGGGUGCCAUUGAUGCGGCCGACUCGGUUCAGAAGGCAGCCGAGUUGAUGGUGAAGAUGCUGAAAGACAGCAUUGACAACCUCAUGACCUUCUUGUUCAGUGGGGAUCCUGCUGGAUCGGCUGCCAUGAUUGGCCUCCUCAACAACGGUUUAUUCGUUUUGAACCCAGCGAAGGAUGUGAGCCAGGGUCAGAUGGGCACCGUCGUCAAGAAGGUAAUCCACGCCAGGCUUGUCACCAAUGCUUGGGCGGCCGAUGAGUCGUGUGCCCCGGUGGUGGCCGUUGGAUCGUUCGAGCCUUUUGACCCGCAGAAGACCACCAAUUUCCUGGGCAGGUGGCGCAACGACGCGUACUUGAAGUACGACAACAAAGACUUGUGGGUUAUUUGCGUCCCGUCUGUUAAGUCGAUUGGAGGAAAGACGAGGGAGAGCAGCACCGCAGAGUAUCCGUACGGCUUGCCGGACAUCGGCAAGGCAGACAACGACUGGGAGAUCACCUGGCAGGAGCUUGCGCGGUCUGCUUAUGACGGAUGGAAGGAAAACGGCGAGAAGCUGCCCUUCGGUUUGCGCAAGUCGGCAGACACGGCUACUGGAGGUCCUGACAGUCCGACUUUCCUUCCCCUUCAACAGGGCAUCUCGACUCCGGGUUUCUGGCAAGUCCCUCCGGAAGUGCACUGA